AUGUGUGUUCGUAUUAGGAAUAAAGGCAAGAAAAAAGUGGCACGAGAUGAUUUACAUGUGAUUAAUUGUCACACUAUUGAGAUAUGGAACGAACAACUUCAGAAAGGCAAUGAGUCCAAAAACCUUAUGGUGAUUAAUUUCACUGCUUCAUGGUGUGGACCAUGCCGUCGCAUUGCACCAUUCUAUAGAGAGUUGGCUAAGAAAUUUUCCAAUGUCAUGUUCCUUGAGGUCGAUGUCGAUGAUUUAAUGUCGGUUGCUCACGAUUGGGAAGUGGAUGCAAUGCCGACCUUCUUGUUUUUGAAAGAAGAAACCAUACUAGACAAGAUGGUGGGAGCAAGGAAAGAAGAACUCCACCUAACUAUUCAAAGGCACAUUCCCAAUUCAACUCACCAUUCUCAUAAUAUUUAA
This is a messenger RNA of Humulus lupulus (European hop), 408 nucleotides long. RefSeq names its product thioredoxin H1-like. The coding region runs from base 1 to 408 and encodes 135 amino acids. NCBI's taxonomy places the organism in Eukaryota, Viridiplantae, Streptophyta, Magnoliopsida, Rosales, Cannabaceae. The transcript is spliced from 3 exons. The record is from RefSeq and is a predicted model, not a curated record.